ACAAGGCCCUGUACCCUCUUUAUGCAAUGACAGCCGACAAAUCAAGGCGUAUCGAUUAUUGUGUCACUCUCGUCUCACACUGCAUACAACUAACAACUAUAAAAGCCAGUCCACAAGUCUGUGCUCUGUUUACUACUAUUCAAACAUUUGGACGGCAUGCGUGCACCGGAGUGGAUGAGCAAUGAAAUGGCGCGGCUAACGCUCAAGCUUGAGCGUUACAAGCCAACAAACAGUGGAUACAAUCGCAUACAAUCCAUUCGUCUGUCCAAGAGUGUGCAACAUAUGCUCAACAAUCCAUUGCCAGUUGCCAAUUCAGUGAGGGAUUCCCGGCAGCAGGAGAGCACCUUUACAACUCCACGUCGUCGAGGCGUGCUGAGCCGCAGUGAAUCCCAUUGGGAGGAGGUGUAUCCAGCAGUCAAGUUCAGUCGGCAGCAGAGCAACGAGAGUGCCUCCAGCGCGGAUAGCACAGAGAAUAAAUUUACACACUACCGGAAUUGCUCGACUCGCAUUACCUGAGCUCAUCCUGGACAUUUGGCAGCACCUAUAAUUCAAUUUGCACUUUUGACAUUGUAUCUAAGCAACAUCAUUUAUAAAAUUAAGUUAUUAAAAGCAGUUGAUUUGCGUUAAAGUUA
Molecule: messenger RNA, 632 nt
Organism: Drosophila sulfurigaster albostrigata
Lineage: Eukaryota; Metazoa; Arthropoda; Insecta; Diptera; Drosophilidae
Exons: 1
Coding region: 157-516 (119 amino acids)
Source: RefSeq, a predicted model, not a curated record